Molecule: messenger RNA, 910 nt
Organism: Amoebophrya sp. A120
Lineage: Eukaryota; Dinophyceae; Syndiniales; Amoebophryaceae
Source: the annotation of a GenBank genome assembly
CUGCAAAUCAACAUAAUCAAACUGCUUGACGUACUAUGGCAAUUGAUUUCUUCGACGCUAUGGUAUAGCUAAGGCACUUCACACACGUACUGGACGACAGCGUUUUCUUUACCUAAAAACUUACACCUGCUCCUUUUGCGAAACUUUCCUUCCACAUUCCCCCUUCCCACAUGUACCUGUUUUUAAGAUGCCACCUUCGAAGAAGCAAAACGUGAAUUCUGGCGAGGCCAAGAAGCCCAACGCCAAGGCCAAACCGAAGGCAAAACCGAAGGCGAAGCCCAAAGCAAAACCGAAAGCAAAACCCAAGGCAAAGCCCAAAGCGGAACCAAAGGCGAAGCCGCAAGUGGAGUUGGGAGCCAAACCCGAGGCAAAACCGAAAGCAGAGCCGAAGGCAAGAGGGCGGCCGAAAGGCAAGGGCGCUGCGAAGCCGAAGGUAGCACCGGUGAAGAAGCAGGAGGGGGCAAAGAAACACCAGCAGGAAACGACUUCUCCUAAAAUCGGUAAGGAAGUAGUUGUAGAGCAGGCGGCGGGAGGGCCAGCGGCUUCCUCUUCUUCUUCUUGUUCUGCUUCUGCGGCCGCAUCCGCAUCGGCAAAACCCGCGAAGGAAGAGAAAUUUGUGCAAGGAACUAGCACGACUCUCAGCACGACCAGCCCAAUCGUUAACCUUGCUCCGGGGGCGAAACUAGCGGAGAAAAAUAAAGUUCAUUUCAAUACAACCAGCUCCAGCUCCAGUCCGCCUGCUCACGUAGUUGUACCUCCUGUAGCAGGGAACAACAAAGAAGCUGAGGGCAGCACCAGUACGAAAGUUAUUUCUAGCACUAUAAUUACUGACGCGCAGGGCAGACUGAAGAGACUUGAGAUUUUUUUUGAUCCAGUGGCAAAGAAGCAGAGGGUUGUGCAGCACUUUAUU